GUAGUCGUCCGACUCCUCUAAACUCUGGUGGUUAGAUUGACCGUUGGAAACAACAAAACCACUGCAUCCGUUCGUUGGGAGCAACAUGAUGACCGGCUACGGUUACAACUCAAACUUGGUUCAGCAAGUUCAGCAGCCACAGGUUCUCCAAGGAGUGAACGAAGAAUGGACACAUACUACGGGUCAAUCACAGUACUACCACACGGAUAGUGGUGCCACCGGGUUAUCUAACCCAAUGCUUUACGGGUCUGGCUGGUAUCAACCGCCGAACUACAACAACUACCCGGCGGCGCCGGAGCACAACGUCGUCGACCAACAGCGCAGUCCGCCAGAUGCGAUGGACAAUACACGAGCACUUGCCUAUCAGAACCAAAUGUUUAUGAUGCAAGCUGCGAACCUCGCGCCACCGCCACAACCAAGAGUCUCGUUUUCCGACGAGGAACUGUAUCAGGCGUUGAACAUGUCGCCACUUCCACCGACAGCAACGUUCCAUGCUCUUCAUCAGCAGCAGCAGCAGCAACAGCAGCAUCAAUCCAUGAAGCAGCAGCAUGCUAUGCACUUGCAACAGCAGCCACAAACUGAUUAUCUUUCUUCUGAAGUUUGCUACCCUUCAACGUCCAGCUAUGAACCUUCUGGAUACAACGAGUCUGGGUAUUGCCCGCAAAAUUCUACGAUUCUGCCAGAUGAUCCACAAAACUACCAACAUGGUAACGAUGGUGACGAUGAAGAGUCUUUCGGAGAGCCCGAGAGAUAUGAGCCAAUGUCACCGACGUUCUCGAUUCAUUCGUUUGCACCGACUACGUCAACGAAUACUGCAGAGGCGGAGGAUUUGGAGGUGGAGCUAAUCAACAAUCACAAGCCGACUCCGAGGUAUCAGCUCUCUGAUGACAUUGACAUCUUCCUCCACACCGGCACCACCGACGACACGGAAUACAACGACGACAGUGAUUCGAGGCCAACUACAACGUUCUCCCAUCGAAGUACGAAAGCCCCGACGCCGCCGGCAUCCCGUCCUGCGUACGCGCAAAAGUUCACGGCUGCCGCUCAGAAUCUGAAACCGGAGCAGCAACAGCCGACAACAUCGGACAUCACAUCUCCCAUUUCCAAGACAUCACCACUGUUUUUGCAAACGACGGGUCAGGAUCCUGCUGGAUUUACUCCUCUGCUCACACCAAACUCGGACGCGUUGCUCCAAAAGAAGCUCAGCGAAGUCGUCCACAACCCGCCGCAACGAGCCAUCGGAUUAUCUGCCUUCCCGGCGUUCCCACAGCAACCUCCGCACUUGACGCGUUUCCAAGAGAACCAGCGUUACGAAGGAAAUUUUGUAGAAUAUCAGCCACCACCACCACAACAACAUCAGCAGCAACAGCCACAAGCACCUGAAGGUUUCUAUCCACCAAUUAGUCUGAAUACUAGAUACGAUUACGAUAGUGAUAGGGACAUUCUUCCGCUGCUCCUCGACACAUUCCAACCACUUCCGGCACCACCGCAAAUACCACCUGUGACUGUAUCAGUUCCAGUUUCUGUACCAGAACUUUUGACGUCAACGAAGAAGCCUUCCCAACCUGCAAAAGUCCCAGCUGCUCCAAUCAAGGCUCCCAGACUAUCAGAUCAAGAACUUGAAUCGGAAAGCCAAAAGCUUGCGCUAGACGUCAUCUCCAAUCUUUUCUCCAACAAAAAGGAGAUCAUUGAUCGCGCGGCAGUACUCAGCGCGCCCAAAAAGCCUGUGGCAAGAAACCUGUUUUGCAACGACCCGGAAAGUUUGGAAAAGGCAAAGUCUAGCGAGCCUCUCACAAUGAGUGUCCUAGACGACUGGGAAACUGCCGACGAUGAUGAUUUGACAGUUCGCAUGGAAAACCUUCUGAAGGAUAAGAAAAAAGAAGAGAAAAAAGCGCAAUCAAUGUCAAAAGCUCCACCACCGCCGCAACGAAACUCGGAUUGGGAUACAGCGUUUCUCCAGCAUGUGCUGGAAAUCUAUGGAGUCCCGGACUACAAAAUGCAGGAAGACGUUGUGAAGGCAAUGGAAACAAUUGGAAACGGCGAUUGCAAGGUGAUGUGGAUGGAGCGAAAAGUGGUGUUUGCCGUCUUUGAAAGUGUGAACCGAGCCAAAAAUUGUCUGACUUUGUCGAAACAUGACUGGCUGCGAUUCCGGAGUCUGGCGGAUUCGCCGAAGGUUGUGCAGGAUUCUGCGAAAACCAAUGCAGCUAGUUUGGGAAUUCUAAAAAAAAAGCAGCAAACCACUGCGACAGUCGCCCGCCGGAUGGUUGAAAAUGCACUUGGCAAGAAAGCCACCGUAUCUACGGAAAAGCGACAAGAGGAACGAAAGCAGCUUGCCGCUGCAAAAGCCGCCAAGAAAAACACAAUCCAAUGGGAUUGAGUCCAACAAAUAAUUUCUCAUUUACAAAAUAUCAUUUUCAAAAAAAAAAGCUCACAUUUCAAAAAAAAAAAGAAAGACGUCUCGGAUUUAAAAUUUGUUGCCCCCUCAACCGAACGCUCUCCAUGCCGUUACCGUUCUGAUAACUCAGGUUCGAAACUUCACUCUAAUAAUUUUUUUUCAAUUGUUCCAACGCUUUAGUGCCGAUUAGAGCGUAGUUGCAACCUGAUAGUACCCAGGACAGUACCCUCUAGAUCUUCUUUUUCUCCCACCCACCCAUACCACAUUUUCUCUUUUUUUUUCUAUUCUAAUUUCAAAUCAUCAUUUUUACUCAUUUCUCUUUUUUUUUCUUUUGUCUUUUGUAAUUGCUGUAAGCUCACACUUUUGUGCCCCCUUCACACCAUGUAAAACUCAAAAAAAGCAAAACAUAAUCAUAAAAACUCCACCCGAAGAAAAAAAAAUGUUAAUAGCCCCAAGAAUUGUUGUUUUCCCCCGAAGAAUUUUUUGUUGAGUGAAUUUUGACUAUUGAAAAAUCAAAAAUUAUUCAAUUUUUGCGAUCAGUCAAAAUCUCUCCUUUGUCCCCCACAAACAUUUAACACUAUUUUAUAGUAUGUUCGAAUUUCCCCUCUUGAAAUGUCAAGUGUUGAAAUUGUUCGCACUUUGAAUGUCCCAACAUUUCCCAGCACAUUUUCUUUUAUUGUUUUCAUGGGCUUUCGAUUUGGUCAAUAUUUUCAAAAUAUUCGGCCUUCCCCCUUGCAUUGUUUGGAAAAUUUCUAAACUCAAUGCACCGUUUAUUGGAAUUUAUUCAAAUGCAAAUUGCAUGACAACAGUAAUAUAACGUUCAAAACGAAUAAAAAUUUCAAAAUG
Caenorhabditis elegans is the source of this 3241-nucleotide messenger RNA. It is a transcript of the gene F09C8.2, whose product is annotated as C3H1-type domain-containing protein. The transcript is spliced from 8 exons. Bases 89 to 2377 code for a protein of 762 amino acids. The record is from RefSeq and is marked reviewed. Lineage: Eukaryota; Metazoa; Nematoda; Chromadorea; Rhabditida; Rhabditidae.